AGCGCCCGCGCGUCUACACGCCAGGUCGUCUCAGAAUUUCGACGAUCAUUGCAUUUGCUAGCCGUUAGCCAGCGACUGGUAUCAACUGGCAGCAAAUCUAGUCAGUCAAAUCAGUUAGCACUUAUCAGAAUACUUAGUUCAACUACUUCAAGUCAUCUGACCAAUCAGAUCUGCAGUGCAAUUGCAUUACGUACCCUUAGGCUUUUAUUGAUCAGUCAUCGACUUUGAUUUUAUACUCGCAUAUAUCUUGCGAUUCAUAUGUCUCCUCUGUUGGAAGAUAUAUAGUAUUAAAGCGACUCGCUUCUUAUACACACGACUCCACCUGUUGCUGAUCGCAGUUGUAUCCUCUUCGUCAUCUUCUCGCGAAUGACACAGCGACAAGGUUGACAGCAGCAUGGAGGACGCCGACGAAAUGUCUACAGCUGUAGAGCUUUACGUUUACGAUCUGACAAAGGGCAUGGGUUCAGCAAUGCUACAAGUUCUUAUAGGUCGUCACAUCGAAGGAAUAUGGCACACAGCAGUGGUUGCCUAUGGACGAGAGUACUUCUUUGGUCCAGCUGGUAUUCACAGCGUCAGACCUGGAGGAACUGAACUGGGCGAGCCACAGAGAGUAGAGAAGCUUGGCGAGACGUAUCUGCCGUACUCCGUAUUCCUUGAGUACAUCAACGGUCUUGGCACAUCGAAGUUUGCACCGGGCACCUACAACCUCUUCAGACACAAUUGCAACUGCUUCUCUGAGGAAGUCAGCUGCUUUCUCGUGGGUCAGGGUAUACCGAAGUACAUACUUGAUGUACCUGAAGAAAUACUACAGACACCAAUCGGUCAGGCUUUGGGUCCACUCAUUGAAACCUUGAGCAACGCUGCCAGCGCGGGAUUUACCGUCGGACAGAGAUUUGUGGAGGCUAGAAUUCGACGAGAAGUUUCACCGGAUUAUCAACUUCUUAAUAGCGAAAUAGAACAAGCAAGAUUGAAUUCAAUUGCCCUUGAGGAAAAGAGAAACGUCAUUAACGAGAAGUUAGCUAAGAAAGAAAGAAAGAAGAAAAAGAAAACGAAAAAAGAGAAAAGAGAGAAGGGUGCCAGUGGAAGUGUCGUUAGUGAAAGUGGAAGCGGAAGUACCGAAAGCGGUAGUCGAGUAGAAAUGGCGGAAAGUGCAAUUAGUGAAAUUCAACCGAAUGGCGAUACAGCUGCUGGUGUGGCAGAAGCCGUCGAGGAUAUGCUACCAUCGGACAGAGUCCUGCAAAUGGAGGCUGAGGAGAGACGCGAACUGGAGGAGAAGAAGCGACAGCGAGAUCCUCCUAUAGUAUUUAAGAACGUGGUGGAUGCAAAGGCCGAGUACGAGGCAUUGGUUAGACUCCUGGAUGGAAAAUUGAACGACGAGGAACGCAAGAGUAUCGAAGAACUUCGUCAGUAUGUUCUGGAGGACGAAGGUAGCUGGGCUCUGGGAGAUAACUUUCUCAACUUUGUCGGGCGUUUGCUGUAUGACAAGUCCUUGGAAAGUGCUGUAAGAGUACGAUUGCUCAAUGUACUCUCAAUUGCUGCGUUAAAGGAUGACGUCAUUUUAUUACUGCAUCAAGAUAGACGCGAACAUAUGAUAAUGAACUACGCUUUUGACAUCGAUCGUCAUCCUCUGGAGGAGCAGAUGUCCCUGGCACUCAUGAUGGCAAAUAUGUUUGAGAAUCUAAGUAGUUCAGAAUGGCUUCUGUACAUAUCUGAAUGGCAACAUCAGAACCAGGGUAUCAGCAACAUCCGGGUCACGACUAAGGUCGCCGUACACUCACUCUUAUCAGAUAAACCCGAACUGCAGGAACGUGGUGCAGCUAUCAUUCACAAUCUUGCCUGCAAGGAGGUAAAAACUGUGGUCUUUGAUGACGUCGCUGUGGAAUUGACAAUGGCGUUGCUACAAUAUUUCAAUGGAAAUCCUCCUGAAGAACAACUCUACGCUUGUAUGAAGGCUCUGGCACGUUUCACACAAAUUAGUGGACAGGAAGUACCGCAGCUGAUACAAAUGAUUGGUCCAGAACCAAAUAAAUUCCGCGGUACUUCGCAGAGGUUGGACGAACAGAUUGAUCAGAUCAAUAAGAAGCUGCGUUAAAAUAUUAGAUGAUCCUUUACUCCCUGACACCAUGAACCCCCUUUGAUCGUUCUAUUAAUCGACGAUCAAUUUUUUUAAAUGACCGCCAUCUACUAUUUUAUGAGUCUCGUAGAAACGAAAAUCUUACUUUUACCCCUGUCAUCCCUUCUGAUAAACUUUUAUAAAUCCUAUUCGUGAAUCUUUGCGCAGAUGCGCCUGAAUAAAUAAAUUAAAAUGAAUGAAUGAAUGAAUAAGUACGUGUGUCAGGGAAUAUAUGAAUGAGGGUGUACCUGAGUAUUUCUUUGUUUGGAAUAUUAACCGAAAGUUUUGAGAGCACACAUUUCUUUUUACUUUUCAUUUUUCUACUUUCACACUAUUGAUUGUUCUUCAUCAGUCAUAAUUAUCAUGAUUGAUCCUAAUUUGGAUUUUAUGUGAAUAUCCAAAUACGAGGAUCCAAGAUGAUAGUCAAUUAUUAUUUCAUAGAUAAUGGCUGAUAAUAAAUUUCUUGUAUUCUACGAUUAAUUAUGCUUCUAUUAUAAAUAGUUUAACUACCGCAAGUAGAGGUCAUCCAAUUAAUUCCUCCCUCAAAGUCCUUUAUGAACCAUAAAUGAUUAUGAGGAUGACGUACACCAAGGUGGGUGGCUUGUGAAUAGAAAAAAAAAAUAAGAAAUAGAGAAAGUUAAUGACAAUAAUUAGGUGAGAUUGUCUGAGACUGUAAGGUGUGGGAAAAAGAAAUAAAAUUUAUUGAAAGCGAGUA
Cephus cinctus (wheat stem sawfly) is the source of this 2828-nucleotide messenger RNA. RefSeq lists its product as uncharacterized. The transcript is spliced from 11 exons. Gene Ontology annotation, biological process: protein modification by small protein removal. Gene Ontology annotation, molecular function: peptidase activity. The record is from RefSeq and is a predicted model, not a curated record. The coding region runs from base 395 to 2092 and encodes 565 amino acids. NCBI's taxonomy places the organism in Eukaryota, Metazoa, Arthropoda, Insecta, Hymenoptera, Cephidae.